ACGGAGUUCUUGGCACGCAUCCAAGCCUCUCUCACUGCGGGAAUCGUCAAUUACGAAACUACCCUCCAAGCCGUGCCAAAAUUUCACUGUAACCAUUUCUUUGUAGAAAAUACAAAAUCAUUUCUCUCUCCCCUUUCGCGUUUCAUUUCAGAGAAAGAGAGAAAACAGCUAUGCACGGAACUUAUAGAGAGAGAAAAAAACAUACUGAAAUUGAAACCCUAGGUUUGGUACCUCUCAUCAAGGUCACGAAGUAGAUUAGAAAGAGCAAAGGAAAAAAAUGCUUUUAUUUCUUUAAUUUUCUAUAUUUUGGGUUUAUUACUGGGUGGGGUUUGAAUUAGGGUUUUGCGGGAUUGGUUAAUCUGUGUUUGUUUUCGAUUUGAAGUAUGUGAUUGUGUUUCGAGUAACUGGGGCACCUUGUGAAUGAUGUUUUUCAAACCAAUAAUUUUGAAAUUUUGUGAUGUGAGUGAAGUGGUUGGCUUCUAGGGUUUUUGUGUGUGUGUGUGUGUGGUUUCAAUGGGGAGUAUGGGUGACUCUGACAGAAAACGACGUCACUUUAGCUCCUUGUCCCCUACACCUGCCGCUGCUACUGCUAAGAAACUACCCUUCUUACCUGUUUCUGAAGACAAAAAGCUUGAUAUUGUUGUACUUCAGUAUCAAAAUCAAAAGCUUACACAGAAAUUAGAAGCUCAGAAGUUAGAAUAUGCAGCUUUUGAGAAUAAAUUUUCUCAACUGAAGCAGAGGCAAAGAUCAUAUGAUUCCACUUUAGCAGUGGUCAAGAACUCUUGGGAACAUCUGGUUAAUGAUUUGGAGUCAUCUUCAGAACGUACUAGAGAGUCAAGCAGCAAAUCAAAUUCUAGAUUUGCAUCAGUCAUGGAAGAUGGUAGUCCGUCUACUGUUCAGGAUGUUUUCCUUAGCAGACUUAUGCAAACUGGUGCAACUGAAUGUUCCUCCACAUAUAACUUUGCAAAUCAAAUGGAAGAGCAUAGAGAAAUUACUACUGAAAAAGCUAAAAGCGUUUUAAAAAAUAUAGUGACUGCUAUUGAUAACUUUUGGGUUCUGAAGGAUGGAUUGCAUGCUGCAUUACUGAAAAAGCUUCCUGGAGAUGUUUUAUGUAGGCAGAAAUUGUCUGCUGAUCUAGAAUUGGAAGUUAAAAACUUGAGAUUGGAAUUCAGUGAACUUCAUUUAAAGCACAAGACUAUUGCAAGUGAGUUCCAAAUUCGGAGAGAUAUUUAUGCCAAAAAUAAAGCUCACCUUGAAAGAUUAAAAGGGGAACUGGCAAGCACUGUUGCAGAUUUAGAUGAAAGCAAUCACAAACUUGCAACUCUUAAGGCAGAAAGAGAUGCAGCAAAAGGGGCAGUUCUCCCAGUAUUAAAUGUUGGAAGUACGCACAUUGCCAGUGAUAAGAUCAGAGACAAGCAAAAGGAUUUGGUAGAUAUGGAAUCUGCUCUGAAGGAGCUAUUGGACCAAGGUUCAACUCGAUUAAUGGAGCUGAAAAGUCUUCAUGAGGAAAGAAUAAGAUUAUUACAGCAGUUGUGUGAUCUUCAGAACACUUUGAAGAAUUUGUCGUGUAUUACUUCUUCCCCUGCAUUCCAAUUGGUUAGAGAGCAGAUAGAGAAGUCAAAAUCAGAAGUUCUUGAGUACCAGGCGUUGUAUGAGAAACUACAGGUUGAGAAGGAUAAUCUUGCUUGGAGGGAGAGGGAGUGGUACAUUAAAAAUGAUUUAGCAGAUGUUUUUCAAAGAUCUGUGGCAGUUUCAGAUUUUAGAGUGGCUGAUAUACGCUCUGAGAUACAGAAGCAGAUAGAGGAAAGAAAUGUGAUUGAAAAUAAGCUGAACGAGGAAGCAAGAGAACCAGGAAGGAAACAAAUUAUUGCAGAAUUUAAAUCUCUGGUUUCUUCGUUUCCUGAGGAAAUGGGGUCUAUGCAAAGCCAACUAAGUAAGUAUAAAGAAUCAGCUUCGGAUAUCCAUUCUCUCCGAGCAGAUGUGCAGUCUGUUUCUAGUAUUCUUGACAGAAAGGUAAAUGAAUGUGAUGUAUUAUCUGUUAGGUCUACUGGUCAACUUACUGAGAUAAAGAGGCUACUUGCUGUGGCUCAAGACUUGAGAGAGAGUGAGCGGGACUUGAAGUUGAUAUUGGAAAUGUUUAGACGUGAGUCCAUUGAUUCAAGGGAUGUUAUGGAUGCGCGGGAUGCAGAGUACAGAGCAUGGGCCCGUGUUCAAAGUUUGAAAUCAUCUCUAGAUGAGCACAACUUAGAACAUCGAGUUAAGACAGCCAUUGAAGCAGAGGCUAAAUCUCAACAAAGGCUGGCUGCUGCUGAAGCUGAAAUAGCAGACAUGAGACAGAAAUUAGAAGCUUCUAAAAGGGAAAUGUAUAAACUGUCUGAUGUCUUGAGAUCUAAGAACGAAGAAAAUGAGGCCUACUUAUCUGAAAUAGAGACAAUUGGACAAGCAUAUGAUGACAUGCAAACUCAAAACCAACACCUGCUGCAGCAGAUUACCGAGAGAGACGAUUAUAAUAUUAAGCUUGUUUUAGAGGGUGUAAGGGCAAGACAGAAGCAGAAUUCAUUGGUCAUGGAGAAGCGGGUAAUGGAACAAGAGAUCCAGCAAGCAAGCAUAUCCCUGAAUUUAUAUGAUAUGAAAGCUUCAAGAAUUGAGGAUCAGUUAAAGUUUUGUUCAGAUCAGCUCCAAAGACUUGCAGAGGAUAAGCUUGAAAGUUCUGCUGCUUGGGAAAAUACACAAAGAAGGCUGUUUGAUAUUAGAAAACAAUCUCAACUGGUUAGGGAUACAGUGGUGGAAAUGCAUUCUACAAUUGGAAGUAGUCGAGUGAUUCGUAUGGAGUUACAAGUAGAACUUGAGAAAGAAAGGUUUGCCAAGAAAAGAGUAGAGGAGGAUCUGGAGGUUGCUCGGAGAAAGUUUUUAUGCAUUAAAGAACAGAAUGAGGGCUCCUCCUUAACUGAAAAGCUUCAGCAGGAACUUGAAGAGUAUAGGGAAAUUGUCAAGUGCAGUGUCUGCCAAGACAGAGCAAAAGAGGUGGUAAUUACAAAAUGCUACCACUUGUUCUGCUACUCUUGUAUCCAGAAAGUUGCUGGGAGUAGGUAUCGCAAAUGUCCACAAUGUGCUGCUAGCUUUGGGGCUAAUGAUGUUAAGUCUGUUUAUUUGUAACUAGAAAUUUGGUUCUCUCCUGCUUGUUGAGCAGAGGCCGGUGUUCUUUUAAAAAAAGAUCUGGUGUAUACCUAAGAGGUUCAAUUGUAUGCUUAUGCCAACUGUUGAGAUAAGGAACAAUGGCAGCGAUCAAUGAGUGCCUGUCUCCUUUCAUUUGGACCAAAACUGAUUAAUUUUACUGGUACUUGUUCUUGGUACCACCUGUAUUCUUUUUUGAAUCUGGGAUGUUCAGUUUUACAUUUUUAAUAGAAAGAACUUGAAGCCAUAGGAAACGUGAUAUUUGUUCUUUGCAGAUUUAUCAAAAUACAUCAUCCAAUGCGAUUUGGAGAGGUCACGAAGGUUGGUCUUCGACCAUGCAAUUAAUAAUACAAAUUAUUCAAAAGUCUGAAUUGGCCUUCAUGGAAAAUUUCCUUGGAAGUUUACUCCUUAGAGUGCAAUGACAAUGUCUUACGUCUGUAGUCCUGUUUCCUGCUGAAAUAGCAGAAAUACAAAUUUUGGCUUCAAAGGCUUUUGUAUAUAUGUUAGUUUUUAAAAGUGGUCGUUCAAUUUUGUUUGUAACAGCUUGUAAUCUGUGUAAUUGUAGGUGAUAUGCCAUGUUAUUGUAAUUGAUGUUGUGUAAAGAUACGAAAGCUCCAUUUUGGUAUAAAUUGUAGCGUAUUGCAGCUAGUGCUUUGAACUAGAAAUUUUAAGGUUUAAUCGCACUUAUAG
Abrus precatorius (Indian licorice) is the source of this 3864-nucleotide messenger RNA. Its product is annotated as E3 ubiquitin-protein ligase BRE1-like 1. The coding region runs from base 514 to 3156 and encodes 880 amino acids. The transcript is spliced from 19 exons. Gene Ontology annotation, molecular function: metal ion binding; ubiquitin protein ligase activity. Gene Ontology annotation, cellular component: nucleus; HULC complex. The record is from RefSeq and is a predicted model, not a curated record. NCBI's taxonomy places the organism in Eukaryota, Viridiplantae, Streptophyta, Magnoliopsida, Fabales, Fabaceae.